Molecule: messenger RNA, 2036 nt
Organism: Phalaenopsis equestris
Lineage: Eukaryota; Viridiplantae; Streptophyta; Magnoliopsida; Asparagales; Orchidaceae
Product: DNA polymerase I
Exons: 12
Coding region: 272-1306 (344 amino acids)
Biological process (GO): DNA replication, Okazaki fragment processing
Molecular function (GO): DNA binding; 5'-flap endonuclease activity
Source: RefSeq, a predicted model, not a curated record
CAAGCAUCCUGCCAACGAAUUCUUCCAUGCUCCUGACGAUACCCUAGUUUUUCUUCUCCUCCAAAUGGACUGAUCUUCCACUAUCGAAGCUCGUGGACUUUCUUCUCGGUCAAGCAGUGCAUCUUGCUCGGCUUCUUCUUCGGAUUGUAUACCGGUUUUAUACCUAUUCGGAUUCACAUUUUGGUGUCCGAGACGAUGAUUGGAUUCUUUACACACAGACGGAUGCUGCUUGCACGCCGUGCCCAUUGCUAUAGGAGUUCCGUAUGAAGCGAUGGCCAUGUCUUGCCAUUGGUUGUUGCAUAAUAGUAUGCAGCCAUUUCGGAGAAGUGUUUAUGGACUGGGAGACUGUUUCGUGGGAAGUUGGGGGGCCGGAAGAAAGUUAAGGCUCAGGGUAUGCUUUCUAGUGCUGUUGGCAUUGGAUUUUUGCAAGAGGUCUAUUGUUUUGGACUCUGGUUCAUCAAGGCUUGUAAAGGCAACCUCUGCACUAAGCUGCUCAGAGGCACUUUCUGAUGAUGCAAGAAUGUCAUUGAAAUGCAUACCCGCUAAUUCUGCAAAGCAGGGGAAGCAUAACUUGCAAUCUGAUUUCUUAAACAAUCGUGUGAUGUUCAUUGAUGGAACUUCGAUAUUAUAUAGAUCAUAUUACAAACUUUUGGCUAGACUGCAUCAUGGACAUUUAGAGCAUGCAGAUGGCAAUGGAGAUUGGGUUUUAACCAUUUUCACUGCCUUGUCGAUGCUGCUGGAUGUGCUGGAAUUUGUUCCAUCUCAUGUUGCGGUGGUCUUUGAUCAUGAUGGAUUUUCCUUUGAUCAGACUACUGCCAUGCCAUUCAAAGAAAAUUAUGGGUCAAAAGGAUUGACUUUUCGUCACAUGCUAUAUCCAUCUUACAAGGCAAACCGCAUACCUACACCUGAUACUGUUGUUCAAGGCCUUCAAUAUUUGAAAGCUUCCAUUAAAGCUAUGUCCAUUAAAGUAAUCGAGGUUCCUGGUGUUGAAGCUGAUGAUGUCAUUGGUACUUUGGCUGUAAAUAGUGUUUCUGCCGGAUUUAAGGUUAGAAUUGUUUCCCCAGACAAGGAUUUCUUCCAAAUUUUAUCACCCUCAUUACGCCUACUUCGAAUUGCUACACGUGGAUCAGGGAUGGUUUCCUUUGGAUUAGAAGAAUUCGCUGAAAAAUAUGGUACUCUUAAUCCAUCUCAAUUUGUUGAUGUCAUUUCACUUGCUGGCGACAAGUCUGAUAACAUUCCAGGAAAUGGAAAUAAACGUUUGUUAAUCUGUAGGGCAGUGGUCUGCGAUCCAACUUUUCAAACCUAAAGUCCCACUGGAUUCUUGAACUCAUGGCCAGGUUGUCAUUGCAAAAAGUAAUAUUGGAAAUAGCGAUUUUCUUAAACGUGAUAUGAUUCGUGGCAGAAAUUAUGGUAAAUAGUAUUUUAUCACGAGAACAUCAAACACUUGAGAUAAAUACAAAGAUAAGCACAUACAAUUUGAGGGAGAAUCUCACGCAAAUCCUACAAUUUGAGAGGUAGGAAAUCUCUCCCACCAACCCUAAGACUCAAGACGACAAUAUCAUGUUUUUGUUAAUGCUUUUUUUUUCGUGUGCCUUGCUAUAAUGUACAUUCUGGUCUUGUAACCUAUUUACUUUAGUCCACAACAUUUUUUUUUCAAGCUGUUUCAGUUCUCGCAACACUUUAGCAACAAUCUUAGGAGAAAUUUUACCAAAUAAUCUUUUGCUUUACUAGGCAAAACUAGGGAGCCCAAGGCAAGAUAGGGAGAUCUUAAAAAGCAACACCUGAUGAAGAUUUUAUGGCUUGAGACUUGAGAGUCCGUAGAUGCUCUUUGUUGGUUAUUUAUGAAGUUCAUAGGGUAUAGUGUUGUCAACUGGCCAAUUCUUCUGUAUUUUGGUGGAGAAUGGCACAGCACUUGGUGAACUCAUAUUAGAACCUUGUCUUCUUUCUUCAAAAUCCUUGUUCUAUUUUCCAUGUGAUGUACUAUUUAUAGGUUUUUUCUGGUCACAUAGUUAAUGAUUUGCAUGCUGGCAUUAUUG